AGCCUCCCGAGUAGCUGGGACUACAGCAUCAGCAACUUGUAACUGGCGGUACGGACACUCAGUCGCACCUCCCACGUCAAUGCACUGCCAAUGGGUUAUAUCCUGUGUUGUGACCUCAUGGUUUAAGUGGGAAUAAAGAUGAGUAUAAGCAGUGAUGAGGUCAACUUCUUGGUAUAUAGAUACUUGCAAGAGUCAGGAUUUUCUCACUCAGCGUUUACCUUUGGUAUAGAAAGCCAUAUCAGUCAGUCCAACAUCAAUGGAGCCCUCGUCCCACCUGCUGCACUGAUCUCCAUCAUCCAGAAAGGCCUCCAGUAUGUAGAGGCUGAAGUUAGCAUCAAUGAGGAUGGUACCUUGUUUGAUGGCCGACCAAUAGAGUCUCUGUCCCUGAUAGAUGCCGUAAUGCCUGAUGUAGUCCAGACAAGACAGCAGGCUUACAGAGAUAAGCUUGCACAGCAGCAGGCCGCAGCUGCUGCCGCAAACCAGCAGGGGUCUGCAAAAAAUGGAGAAAACACAGCGAACGGGGAGGAGAAUGGAGCACACACUAUAGCAAAUAAUCACACUGAUAUGAUGGAAGUGGAUGGGGAUGUUGAAAUUCCUUCUAAUAAAGCAGUAGUGUUACGGGGCCAUGAAUCUGAAGUUUUCAUCUGUGCCUGGAACCCUGUUAGUGAUCUCUUGGCAUCAGGGUCUGGGGACUCAACAGCAAGAAUAUGGAAUCUUAGUGAGAACAGCACUAGUGGCUCCACCCAGUUAGUCCUCAGACACUGUAUACGAGAAGGAGGGCAAGACGUUCCAAGCAACAAGGAUGUAACAUCUCUAGAUUGGAAUAGUGAAGGUACACUUCUAGCAACUGGUUCAUAUGAUGGAUUUGCCAGAAUAUGGACUAAAGAUGGUAACCUUGCUAGCACCUUAGGGCAGCAUAAAGGCCCUAUAUUUGCAUUAAAGUGGAAUAAGAAAGGAAAUUUUAUCCUAAGUGCUGGAGUAGACAAGAUCCUCCAACUAAUUGCAACCCCUCUCGGUUCCUUUCCAGCGCCAGCACUGGAUGUCGAUUGGCAGAGCAACAACACCUUUGCUUCUUGUAGUACAGACAUGUGCAUUCAUGUCUGUAAGUUAGGACAAGACAGACCUAUUAAAACAUUCCAAGGACAUACGAAUGAAGUAAAUGCUAUCAAGUGGGACCCAACUGGCAAUCUCCUGGCCUCCUGUUCCGAUGACAUGACUUUGAAGAUAUGGAGUAUGAAACAAGAUAAUUGUGUCCAUGAUUUACAAGCACAUAAUAAAGAAAUUUAUACUAUCAAAUGGAGUCCAACAGGCCCAGGGACAAAUAAUCCAAACGCCAACCUUAUGUUAGCAAGUGCAUCCUUUGAUUCUACUGUUAGGUUAUGGGAUGUAGACCGAGGAAUUUGCAUCCACACUUUGACAAAACACCAAGAGCCCGUGUACAGUGUAGCUUUCAGUCCUGAUGGCAGGUAUCUGGCAAGUGGUUCUUUUGACAAAUGUGUGCACAUCUGGAACACACAGACAGGUGCUCUAGUCCACAGCUAUAGGGGAACAGGUGGGAUUUUUGAAGUUUGUUGGAAUGCAGCAGGAGACAAAGUUGGAGCCAGUGCAUCAGAUGGUUCAGUUUGUGUAUUAGACCUUCGGAAAUAGCGCUACUAGUUGGAAGCCAUGGACCGACUAUGAAUGUGUACAUAGCCAAAAUGACUGUCCCUGACCCACGUACUGCUAUAGUCCCACUUGAACCAUGGCCAGCCCACUGCAGCCAAAUCUAAAAGAAACAUAUACAUACAGUGUAUAUAAACAAAAUUGCACCCUGAAGAUGACAAGAGUUUUGUCACAGCUUGUGAAUUCUGUUCACCAAGUGCUGGAAUCUAAUCUGCUGUGCCCCUAAAAUAGCAUUUAGAAGUUUUGGAUAUGAAAAACAGAAGAGAGAAAGAAAUAUACAUUAUAAAACCAGACCAUACAUGUACCAGUUUUUGGAUACUAAUGACAGCCUUGUUUCUCCCCUUUGAAUCAGCAGACACCAUGGAUUAUAUUCUUUUUUCCCUUCAGUAGUGAGCAGUUUGUAUGUACAGAGAAAGUGGACUUACAAAAACUUGCAGCAGUAGUUUGUUCUUGCUUUUAAAUUUUGUUUUUGAUUUAGAUUAUGGAUGCAUGAAGUAAGGGAGUGAAUCAGAUUAUUGUUUGUUUUUUUCACCUUUUAAACAAAAAAAAAAUUCUGAAAAAUAUUAUAAUGCAUUCUUUUGAAGAGGUAGAUGUUUGGUACAUUUUAUGGCUCCCAGAGCAUAUAUUCAAUUGGUGCAUGUUGUGGAAGGGGGAAUUGGAAAUUAAAUGAAAACGUAUGACUUUGGUCAUGUCAAUCUGUAAGACACAUCAGUAAAAGGGUAUUAUGCUCUGUUUUUUUUGGUGAUGUGGCUUAAAUGCAAUAGUUUCUUUUUUGGGACAUAUUUCCGCCAAUUAAAGACUAGAAGGGCACAAAAAAAAUUUUUUUUAAUACCAUAGAGAAGAUACAUUAAAAAAAAAUCUUCUGAUGUUUUGUAGCCAUAACUAAAUUAUGGUUAAAAUGUGCACUAUUGUGAAAAGGAGCAAAGUAGUUUUGGGUUUUUUUUGUUGUUGGUUUUGCUUUGUUUUUUAAGAGAUUAAAAUGUUUCUGGAUAAGGAUUAGCUUCUUAAAGCGUCCAUCAUUCUGUGUAGAAGCUUAAAUAUGUAAUGUAACCAAACUCCAGUAUUAAAGAAUCUCUGAUGUUAUUUUUCUUUAUACAAAGCAAGAUAACGGCAUAUAACACUGCCAUUACAUGGCAAAAUGUUUGCUACCUUAGUUUAAAAAAACAAUCUUUAAAACAAAAGACUUGCUUCAAGAUGUUUUUAAAUAGCAGUGAUUCAGAAUUUUUUUUAGAAAAACAGUAUAAUUGCACUAACCUCCCUGCUGCUUUGAUCUGCAUUUGUGGUACUUGUGACUACAUUUUUUUCAAAUAUAGAUAGAUUUAAGCUGCUAUUUUUUUCAGUAAUCACUACUAUAUCAUGUCUUUUUAUAAUAUCAAAUAUUUUCUUAACGAUGUAGGUAGCAAAUCCCUCCUUUCGUGUUUAUGCAACUUAAAUAUACAGACAAAUGAUAGUAUGAGGCCACGUUUAUAUGUGUGACUAACAGGGUUUGUUAUGAUUAACACAAGAAUACAGGAAUGUCAAUUUGGAAGAGAAUAGUUGUCAAAUUUAUAUAUCUAAAAUUUUAAUUAAGGAAUUACUUGUUAUCGAGUUUAGCAAAUUUAUAACACUAUUUCUGCCGCCAAUUAUUUUGAGGCCUUUACAACUAAAAUUUUAGCCUAUAUUCUAAGUUUAAUUAGUAACUAAUUUAACCCAAGUCGCACAGCUUUAAUUUUUCCUCAUUUGUUGCUUUGCUAUUUUUACAAAACAGCAGUGAUUGAAGCAAGUCUUGGUUUUACUAAGGUAGGAUAGCAUUUGCUAUUGGUAAAGAGAAUAAAUACACUUAAUUUCACAAUACAUUGUUAUAUGUACCCCAGUUGUUGUUAGUGGGGACUAUGAUACUGUAAUAUUUUUUAAAAUUUACAUCCAGAGAGGCAGUCAUUCAUGAUGGUUUUGUGCCAGCUCUUUUUAGGGUUUUGGAAAACAUUAGAGAUAUUUAGAACUUAUUACCCUGUGACUUAUGUAGGAAACCUAAUAUGCUGAGUAUCUGGCACUUGAAAUCCUGCUUUUAUUGCUAGAGGUCCACAUCUGUGGUUUACCUCUGUUGUUGUUUAAAAAAAUAAAUAAAAAUAAAAAAAUCUGUGCAAUAAUUUUUAAAUGUGCUCCCAGGAAUAGACACAAAUGUUUUGAGUAUGUUUAAGCUGCAUUUUCCUUUAGUGAUGCAUUUGUCAAUUGCACUGAAUUUAAAUCUGAAAGUCAGAGGUGAUUAUUGAUAGUACUUUUGUAUUUUGAUAAUGGACAAUUUAUUCAUUUGCAUACAGUUAUUGACUUUUUCCCAGCUGACAAAAAGAUAGUCAAGAAAUUCUGCAAUAUAGCUGCCAAAAUAGACAGCUACAUUUUUAUGAUAUUGUCAUCUUUUCUGUUUUUUUUCUUUUUAAUUCUUUCACUAUUUUACUUAAGCAUAAUAGCCACAAUAGGACAUAUAAAAUAUUAUAAAUACAGAGCUUUAUUAUCCUGAAGUCUUGGGUCUUCUAAGUGUAAGCGUUUCUGAAAGGUAUCCAUUUUGUAGGCGUGGGUUCUUCAUGAGCACAUGAUUCUUUCCUUUUGCUGCUGUUCUCAAGAUCAUCAUUGCCUGCUGAUGUGCCACGAUGCUGCUCCAAAGACAAACAUAAGAUUGCCUCGAAUUUGAGCAGUAACAUGAUUGCAAGAGACCAAGUUUCACAGCCUGUAAAGUUCUGUAUUUGGGGUUCUUGCUCAUUUUUCCUCCUAUAUUCUUGUGAAAACUUAUUCCUGAAGAUCAACUGAAUCCCGUAGUUUUUCUGUGGUAUUCACAUAAAUCGUUGUAUAAGCUACUGUAAGUAACCUAUCUUUAAGGAAAAAUAGAAAGGAAAACUUGAAUGAAUGAAUACUCACUGAUUAAAACAGAAUAAAGGAAGAGCAGCUGCCACUGUUAAACAAUAAAAAGGAAUAUCUUUGUUUUUCCUCCAUGUAGGAAAUUCUAUAAGUUCUUAUAUUUGCUCCAGUCCCCAUUUCCUUUAUCGAUCAGGUAACAUCAUUGACUUUCAAAUGACCUUUAGAAGUGGUAACUUUUAAUUUUCUAAUAGAUAUUAGAGUGUAUCGAAUUCUGUUUAAUUAUUCUCUAGGUAAGUAUGUUUUAGGAUUAAACACCUUUUACAGAUACUGAAAGUGCCUCCUUUUGUGGUGUAAAAAAACAAAUUAUGGUGCAAAAAGUAAUCACUAGAUUGAAUUACAUGAAGGUUUUUUGCUUUUUGACAUGAAAAUGUCAAGAGAAAGGCCAAAGAUUUGUACUUUUUCACUUAACUUAUAAAGCACUCCUUUUUUUCCUUAAACUUCUUUCUGUCAAAUUAGAUUUAAUGAGAGAGUACUAUUUUUCAGGAGCUAUCUGUUUAUGUAGAAUGAUUUGUUAAGAGUAAUGUAAACUAUUAUUGAGUAGAGGCCUAAAGAGGACUGUGCAUUUUUGCUAUUUAAAGGAAUCAAAUGACCGUACUUAUGUGAGCAAAAAUGACAAGUUUUACUAGAUAAGUAGAAAAUUAAAUCUCAAAUGCAGUGCUAUUUACUCUUUUAAAACAAUUUUCAUUUUCUUAAGUACAUUGUACAUUUCUACAGAAACCUGUGUUUAUUCUCACAUGCUAAGGAUGGUACUUGCAUAUGGUGAAUUACUGUUGACAGUUGCCGCAGAAAUCCUAUUUCAGUGGACCAACAUUGUGGCAUGGCAGCAAAUGCCAACAUUUUGUGGAAUAGCAGCAAAUCUACAAGAGACCCUGGUUGGUUUUUUGUUUUGUUUUGUUUUUUUCCCCCUUCUCCUGAAUCAGCAGGGAUGGAAGGAGGGUUGGAAAGUUAUGAAUUAACUCCUUCCAGUAGUAGCUCUGAAGUGUCACAUUUAGUAUCAAUUUUUUUUAACAUGAUUCUAGUUAAAAUUAGAAGAGAAAAAAAGGAAGUGUUCACUUUUAUAAUACACUGACUUAGAAAUUUGAUGUCUUAUAUCAGUAGUUCUGAGGUAUUGAUAGCAUUGUUUAUUUCUGCCUUUAUGUUGACAGUGUUGAAGCAGGGUGAAUAACUAGGGCAUAUUUUUUUUUCUAGUAAGCUGUUUCAUGAUGUUUUCUUUGGAAUUUCUGGAUAAGUUCAAGAAAACAUUCUGCAUGUUGUAUCUAGUCUGAUGUACUUAUCCAUCUCAUUACAAACACACACAUGCAGAGUGCGUCUGUAGCUCUGUGACUGUUGAUACAGAAGUGAUUUUCUUCUUUCCUGACUUUGACAUUGUAGCUAUAAUGUUUUCAUUUUGAUUUUUACAAAUCCUUUGGGUCUAAUUCUGUGAGCCUACCUAUAGCACUGGAUUAAAAUGUCUGCAUCAUUUCUUUAGUUAUCCAGUUAACUUUAAAACUGUUGUAAAAGUGUAAACCAGCCCAUGACAGGUUUUUGUACAUGUUAAAGAACUUUAUUGUUCAGUUUUCAUGAUUAUUGUGUAAGGAAGACUGAUAUAGAUGUUCUAUGCUGUCCUGGACCAUGUUAAUUACACUUAAGAUGUAUUUUGGUUCCACAUCACAAUGAUUUGUCCCCAAUGACCCUUUUAUCCUUUCUAGGCACAUUUUUUGUUGUUGUUGUUGCAGUUUCCCUUUGCAUUGUAUUGCUUUGACAACUGUAAUUUGAAUCAGAUCUGAAAGAGGUCCAGAAUAAAAUAUAUUUUGAUAUUA
This is a messenger RNA of Otolemur garnettii (small-eared galago), 6350 nucleotides long. It is a transcript of the gene TBL1XR1, whose product is annotated as transducin beta like 1 X-linked receptor 1. The transcript is spliced from 16 exons. Bases 139 to 1647 code for a protein of 502 amino acids. Gene Ontology annotation, molecular function: protein binding; transcription corepressor activity. Gene Ontology annotation, biological process: regulation of transcription by RNA polymerase II. Gene Ontology annotation, cellular component: histone deacetylase complex. NCBI's taxonomy places the organism in Eukaryota, Metazoa, Chordata, Mammalia, Primates, Galagidae. The record is from RefSeq and is a predicted model, not a curated record.